Messenger RNA from Pongo pygmaeus (Bornean orangutan), 2135 nucleotides. RefSeq names its product formin-like protein 1. Gene Ontology annotation, biological process: regulation of cell shape; cortical actin cytoskeleton organization; cell migration. The transcript has 6 exons. Gene Ontology annotation, molecular function: actin filament binding. The coding region runs from base 557 to 871 and encodes 104 amino acids. Lineage: Eukaryota; Metazoa; Chordata; Mammalia; Primates; Hominidae. The record is from RefSeq and is a predicted model, not a curated record. Gene Ontology annotation, cellular component: cytosol.
GAACAGGGUCUGCGGUCCCUGGGGGUCACAGACCUGGCUGUUCCUCACCCGGCUUGGGGGCAAAAAAGGUGAAGGAGGGUGAGGAGGGGGCACUCCCUAGGCCAGGCCCACCCCUCCUCCACCAGCCUUGCCCCUCACCCAUGCACUGAGCCAAGCGGUGGUUGUCAUCGAAGACACCCAGGAAGUCACUGAAGCUUACGAUUCCAUCACCUGGGGAGAGAGGAGUGGGGGUGCUGUGGGUGCCUGCCCCCCUGCAGAAGGCCUGCCUUGCACAUGCCUGCUGGCAGUUCCAGGUGUUAGAGAAUCUAGUCCUGCCUCUAGCCAAGGGCAGGCCCCAGUUUCAAUGGGGGGAGAAAUGGCCCAUGCCUUGGGGGUUCCCAAAUCAGGAUUAGGAUUAACACAGCAGCAACGUUUACAGGCCAUGAGAUAGGUGUGUUGGUCAGGGCAGGCUUCCUGGAAGAGGGAACUUUAAAAUAGGACCAGGCCAGGAUUUUGUGGGAAGGGUAGGCAUUCUUUAAAAGAAUGCCUGGAGGCGGGAGGGGACAAGAGGACAGGGAUGGGGCACCCACCAUCCAAGUCUGCCUGCUGCAGAGCCUCGAACGUCUCCUGUGGACUCAGCUGGAUACCCACAUUGUCCAGGAUCGUCCUGGCCUUUGGCAACUAUAUGAACAGUAGCAAGCGUGGGGCAGCCUACAGCUUCCGGCUCCAGAGCCUGGAUGCACUGUUGGAGAUGAAGUCGACUGACCGCAAGCAGGCGCUGCUGCACUACCUGGUGAAGGUCAUUGCUGAGAAGUACCCGCAACUCACAGGCUUCCACAGCGACCUGCACUUCCUGGACAAGGCGGGCUCAGGGAGAGGCUGUCGAUGCUGAGGCACGAGAGAAUUUGCUCCUGCUCCUCCAGAGAAAAUGGCUGGGACAGGCUGUUCAGGAAUAAUUCUGCAGGGAAAAGUGGAAGAUGGAUGUGAAAGACUGGGAGAAGGCUGGCUGUGUUUUCAGGGGUUCUUCCUGCACAGUCGUUAGAAGCUGAACUGCUGGGGAAGGGGCUGGAAGAAAGCCCACACCGCAGCUGCUGCAGUUCCUGCUCCGGGAAGGUUGCUUUCCGCUCUGGUGAGCUGGGGUUUCUGGCAGGGGCUGGCUCCAGGGAGGACAGAGGUAAGGGUUCCCACAUCCCAGACUCCUCCUUGCUCAAAGUCAAGGGAGGAGACUUGUUUGGCUCUGGGGGCUCUGGUGGGAGAGGAGGCUGGAGCUUAGGGGCUCUGCCUGUUGUCUCCUCAGUUGGCUGGGGCCCUGGGGCCCUUGGCGAAAGCUUCCUCGGCUGGGCAUGGAGGGUCUGGUGAUAAUUGGCUUGAUUUGGCGGUGGAUGUCUUGGUUCUUUAUAUUCUCCCCUCCAAGGGCUCUUCAGACCGCCCACUAGAAAACAGAGAGUACAAUGGUGAGGGGAAGCGUGCUGUGCACAGACAGCAGUCCAGGCAGGAGCGGCGUCUCCUGAGUGCAGAAGGGCUAGAGGCGAACAGAGGGGAGGACACUGUCCCGGGCCACCAUGGGAGGUGAUUUCAGAGGGCAGUGUGGUGGUCUCCACAGGAGACUUCCUCAAUAAGAUGGUCCCAAUAUGACAGGGAUAGGACUGGAUUUCUGUCUUUGACUCCGUUUUUCUUCUAGGUAUCAGUAGCAAAUUCAAAAACUACAGAAAUCAGCUCCAGAGGACUUUGUUAACAAGAAAGAGAAGAUUGAAAACAGCCCUGGGGCUACACCAACUCAAGAGCUCCCAGGCAAAGUGGCGUCCUGGACCCACAAUCUCUCCUACCCCAUCCUCAGUCAGUACUUCCCCAGGCACCGUUCGUUCUGGCGUGGGGCGAGUUCAGCCCUGGGACCACCCUCAUCCUUAAAACUACCAGCUGUCUUUGGUGAGGUGCAAGAUCUCUCUGGUUUUCUUUAUUUCAUUUUCAUUCCUAUAAUCACAGCAUUUUUGUGCCCAUCCCUCAGGUGACAUUCUAUUAUGUUUGAUGUGUCAUUUUUUAUUUGGUUGUGUCCUUGCAAAAUAUGUGUUGUUUUAUUUAUCAGUUUUUAUUUUUUUAUUUUUUGUUUUUUUUUUUUUUUUUUUUUUUUUUUUUUUUUUUUUUUUUUUUUUUUUUUU